This is a messenger RNA of Macadamia integrifolia, 2251 nucleotides long. RefSeq names its product pentatricopeptide repeat-containing protein At1g63080, mitochondrial-like. NCBI's taxonomy places the organism in Eukaryota, Viridiplantae, Streptophyta, Magnoliopsida, Proteales, Proteaceae. The record is from RefSeq and is a predicted model, not a curated record. Gene Ontology annotation, molecular function: protein binding. The transcript is spliced from 2 exons. The coding region runs from base 376 to 1932 and encodes 518 amino acids.
AGAACAGAGGUUGCUAACAAAAAGCAGCACGAUUGAAAUUAUAAAGUAAUAGAGCUUAACCGUUUGUUUUGUUCCCAAAUGAAAUGGGUUGGAGGCUGCUUAGAAGUGCAGGUUUCCUUGCCUAUCUAAAUAAAAAAAGGUGAUCUCUUUCCUCUUCCUUUCUCUUCUCGAUGUGGGUGCUUGCUUCAUGAUAGUAUAACUGUGUUUUGCUAUCAUUUUAGUUCUUCUGCUGGUGAAUCUAUCAGAAUACAAAACCCAUCAGUCCCCCAUUUCAGAAGUCUUGAUGAUUUAUUGCUUCUCUUUGACGGCUUGGUCGGUAAUCAACCUUUCCCAUCGAUUCAGGUUUUCAAUCGACUGUUAGGGGUCAUUUCCAAGAUGAAACAGUAUCCCACAGUUCAUUCCCUGUUUAAACGGAUGGUCUCCUUAGGGAUUCAUCCCGAUUUGUCUACUCUGAAUAUCUUAAUCAAUUGCUUAAGCCACUUGAGUCGGGUGGAUUUUGGUUUCUCUGUAUUGGGUAGCAUCCUGAAAAGUGGUUAUGAACCAGAUGUUGUUACAUUGAGCACUCUGAUUAAGGGGCUCUGUUUGAAGAAUGAAAUUGGCCAGGCAAUGGAGUUUUUCUACAAAAUGGUGGAGUUAGGGUACCCGUGUAAUGAGGUCACUUAUGGAACAAUAAUUGAUGGGCUUUGCAAGAGUGGAGAUCCUGUUAAGGCCCUUGUGUUACUCAGGGAGAUAGAACAGAAUGGUAGGUGUAACCCAAACAUAAUCUUGUAUAGCAUGAUCAUAGAUGGUCUCUGCAAAAUGGGGCUGGUAAACGAGGCUAUGAACCUCAUCAUAGAAAUGAAGGGCAGUGGCAUCUCACCAAAUGUUGUUACUUACAGCUCUCUGAUUCGUGUUCUGUGUAAUUUUGGGCAGUGGAAAGAAGCUGCAACCCUUUUUGAUGAAAUGAAUAAUGGAAUCAGACCAGAUACUGUAAUUUUCACCAUUAUGAUAGAUGGUCUUUGCAGAGGAGGGAGGUUAAGGAAGCACGUGCACUGUUCAAUACUUGAUUCAUGGCGUAUCAAUUCUGGCCAGUGGAAGGAAGCCAGCCAGCUGUUCCAUGAGAUGUUGGAAGGGGGAAUUUCACCAGAUGUAGUUACCUUCAAUAUAUUGGUUGCUGCUCUUUGUAAAGAAGGGAAUGCCAAAGAAGCUCAUGAGCUCUUUCAUUUAAUGAUUCAGAAGGGUGUGGUGCCCGAUUUAAUCAGAUGCAGUGACUUGAUAGAUGGAUAUUGUUUACUGGGUCAAAUGGAUGAGGCGAUGGAGUUCUUUACUUCCAUUAUAAGCUGGGUAUAUGAGCCUAACACCAUUACUUAUAGUGCACUAAUUAAUGGCUAUUGCAAGUGCAGGAGAAUGGGUGAAGCCUUCCAGCUCUUUAAAGAACUGCCUCACAAGAGAAUAAUCCCUGACACUAUUACUUAUACUUCUCUUAUUCAAGGAUUUUUCCUUGAGGGCCAAGUUGGGUAUGCUCUGAAGGUUUUCAAAGAAAUGCAAGUUCAUGGGCACAACCCAGAUCAAUGCACAUAUUCUACAUUGAUCAGCAGGCUAUGCAAAUGCAAGCGUAUUGAUGAUGCACUGAAAUUGUUUCAUGAAAUAGAUUCUAAAAACAUUAAUAUUAUUACUUACGGUGUCCUUCUUGAUGGAAUGUGGGAGGCAUGUAUGCUAAAAGAGGCUGAAGAAUUGUUCAACUCCGUAUCUGCCAAAGGAUUGGAGCCUAAUAUUAAAACAUAUGGCAUAAUGAUCAAGGGAUUCUGCAAAGAGGGUAUGUUGAGCAAAGCUUGGGAUUUGUUCAUGAAAUUGAAAGAGAAGGGUUGUCCUCCAAAUAAUGUGACUUAUAAUCUCUUGGUUCAUGGAUUUCGUAAAAAAAAAAAGAGACCAAUAAGGCAUUUGAGCUUCUGAAUGAAAUUUCUCAGAGAGGCUUCUUACCUGAUGCAAAGACUGCAUCUCUGAUAGUGAAUUUGCUUGCAGAUGGGCAGUCUAAAUGGGAAUGUUUUGAAAGACUUCGCAAAUUUGUGCCAAAUAAAAACUGAUAGGUGUUAUUUCAAUGCCCAUUAGGUUUGGUAUUAUGAAGAAGUGAUAUGCUUUGAGUAUGUAAGAUGUAGGAGACAGCCCAAAUGCCACAUGCUCAAAGAAUUUCAUCACUGUUGUAAGAUUGUUCUAGCAAAGCUGGAGUCUUGUUCAGUUCGCAUAUCUUUGCUGCAUCCAUUGAAUGCAUGCU